AUGUUGCUGGCUCUGGCAUUUGUUGAGCCGGAUAAUGUGAUCCAAGCGUUUGAAAAAUUGACGGAAAGUGACCAAUAUCUUGAUGAAGUCAUGCUAAUUGCAAACUUCUUUGAAGAUACUUACAUUGGAAGACCACAGCGACGUGACCGACGUUUGCACCGAGCUUUCCAACAGACUUGUGGUGCCUCGCACCAGUCCAUUUACCGUUUCAUAGAAUUUCUCAAAAAGCAUCAGGCGGCUCAAAAUUGUGAUGCUGUUCAACUUCUCAUGGGUAAUCCCGGCAAUUCAAAAAACCUAAAAUACCAGACCAUUUCACACCGAAUAAAAACAUUUGAAUUAAAGUUGGCACUUGUAUGGUCAUUUUUGUUUGAUAGGAAUAAAUGGUCCAGGAGGAGUAGUUCUAGAGCGAAUUGUUCAGGGGCAAGUUGUCCGGGAGCGAGUUGUCUGAGGGCAAAUUGUUGGAGCAAGUUGUCUAGAAGCAAGUUGUUUGGGGUGAGCUGUGGGGGGCGAGAUUUCCGGGGCGAGUUGUCCGGAGGCGAGUUGUCCACAUCCCAUCAUGGUCAUUCCUGUUGA
Messenger RNA from Helobdella robusta, 573 nucleotides. RefSeq lists its product as hypothetical. Bases 1 to 573 code for a protein of 190 amino acids. The transcript is spliced from 3 exons. The record is from RefSeq and is a predicted model, not a curated record. NCBI's taxonomy places the organism in Eukaryota, Metazoa, Annelida, Clitellata, Rhynchobdellida, Glossiphoniidae.